AUGGAGGACGUCUCUGAUGGAGAGACAGACCGUGGAGAAGAUCUAGAAUACCGACAGAGACUUAAAGCCGCAGUGCAUUACACGGUAGGCAAAAUAUGCGAGGAGGUCACCCUAUCGGGGUUCGCUGCGUCGGGCACAAAGUUCAGUCGCCAGUACAUCGCCAUGCUGUCGGAGACGACAUUCAAGCAGUGCGAGACUUUGGCAACCGAUCUUGAGAGCUUUGCGAAGCACGCUAGAAGGAGCACGGUGAAUUCUGAAGACGUGAAACUGAGCGCCAGAAGAAACGAGUCGCUGAGGCAACACAUCGAGUCGAUGGCCGACGAACGGGCGAGGGCACAUGAAAGCGAGAGAGCCGCCAGGAGAGGAAAAAAGCAGCAGAAGAAGACAGACAGCGAAGAGAGAUGAAAAUUCUGAUUUUUUUGUUUCUUCUGCGAACAAUGGUAGAUAGGAUGUCUUGUACAUGUAAUAUAUAAGGAUGGCUUUGGAA
This is a messenger RNA of Corticium candelabrum, 487 nucleotides long. RefSeq names its product centromere protein S-like. Gene Ontology annotation, molecular function: protein heterodimerization activity; chromatin binding. Bases 1 to 405 code for a protein of 134 amino acids. Gene Ontology annotation, cellular component: FANCM-MHF complex. Gene Ontology annotation, biological process: resolution of meiotic recombination intermediates; replication fork processing. The transcript has a single exon. The record is from RefSeq and is a predicted model, not a curated record. NCBI's taxonomy places the organism in Eukaryota, Metazoa, Porifera, Homoscleromorpha, Homosclerophorida, Plakinidae.